This is a messenger RNA of Porites lobata, 28391 nucleotides long. The record is from the annotation of a GenBank genome assembly. NCBI's taxonomy places the organism in Eukaryota, Metazoa, Cnidaria, Anthozoa, Scleractinia, Poritidae.
AUGGAACUCAGAUCUGGGCAGAUCGGUAAACAAAGCAGAAUUAACGAAGACGAGGCAUGUUUGAAGGUAUGAAACGCUUUAUUUCUCCUUACUUUUUACCGAUAUAGUCUCGAUUUGAGAAGUCAUGGAUUUCUGUGCGAUUAAACAGCGAUGUUUUGAGCAAUUAAUUAACCCGAGCUGGCCGGGAAUUCGAGAUGCAAUCACUCGUCGAGUCGCAUUUCACUUGAGCCGUGUCGUUUUUGUCUUGAGCAUAUUGUCUUCUCGUGAAUGUUAAGACUUAUUCGUAAUUGAGGCAGAACAAUCCUUAAGACGACAAUUAGGUUUGCUGUAAACAUCACACUGUCCGUGACACUUCUUAAUUCAAAGCAAUUUAGUGACGGAUAUUGGCUACUUCGAGUGCAGGUAUAAUUCAUUGUGUGAUUAGUGUAAGCUCCACCGACGAUGUAAAAUAGCCACGAGUUUCAGUAGAGAUCCAUAAGAAUCCAAGCCUAGGAAGAACCUUUUUUAUGUAGCCGGGUGGUGAUAUGUUGGAAGUUCUUUACUAAAGAAUGAAGUCUAGUGUAACUCGAUGAGCUCAAGAGGACAAGAAUGAUGUAGGUGUGUGAGCUUUAAAGACUUAGCUCGCUCGAUUUAUUUUGUCACAUAUCACAGAUUAGCAAUUGUAGUUGUCAGUUUACAAGUUUCAGCUUAUGAUUUUCUAGCGCUUGUUAUCAGUAGAGACCUGAAGACAGAACAGCUUUUUAAUGAGUUAAGGCGGAGAAAUGGGAGUUGAACAAGUCAUCGAAUAAUACACAUUUUUUCAGUUCUUUUGCUUUGACGCCUUUUGGCAUAAUUUCGUUUUGAUAUUGUUAUUAAAGAUUCAUAGGAAAUAGAAACCACAACAAAGAGGUUCAGCUCAUUUUUAAUAUGUGAUUUGGACUCGCACAGAAGAGAACCAGAUGUCCUCAGCUGGGAUUCAUAAAUCUCUAGUUGAGUGACCUCUUUGAAAUAUGGAAUUUUCGCUAUGUUUUCACAUGUUGAGGUGGUUUUAUUUUUUACGCGACCCAUGAACCAUGAUGAACGCUAUCUAGAUCUGGCUUCCAAGAAUUCUUUCCGACACGUACGUUCAAUGUUUUUCGACUUCCUUUAUAAUUUAUACUUGUUUGAUUGAGGAAGUAAAAUUGUUUGGGAGGACAGGUUUUGGUAAGUACAGGGCAAAAUACCCUAGAAAUUUUAUCUCUCAACUAGGGGAGAACUUUCUGUUAAAAAAUUAUUUCAGUCAUUUUAGGGUACGUGACAUGAAUUGAACUGUUUUCAAAUCUAUGUUAAUUUUAGCUUGAUGAGUCUGUGUCACUUGCUUUUCUCAACACUUUUUCCUUAACACGAGAAAUCCACCUUUUCUGGUGAUUUUAAAAUAAAUGUCGUUGUUGUGUUGUCUUAGUUACCAAAAUAAGAUAUUUUGAUCGCAAGACAGAAAAAAAAAUAACAAUAAGCUGAUAUACUAUUUGACAUUUUAUAUGUGUAGAUUACAAUAACUGCCACAAAAAUACAUUGUAUUAUUUCAUACAUUAUACUAAAGUGCAAAUUGGAUGAACAACAAAAUGAGCAAUAUUAUUAUUUGAAAAGAAUCGAAGUUUUAGUAACUUGAGAGCAACUUUGUUGUGUAGUUCCUUUCCAGAAUCUUUUUCUAGAGAUUUAAAAUAUAUUGCUCUUAUAUUGUCACUGUGUCAUAUAAGGACUUCUAAGGCCAAAAAAGUCUACAUAGUAAGUUCCUACCAAAAUUAAACAAUAAGUGAGAUAACGCCACUGUUUAAUUUGUAACAGUUCCAUUUAAAGUGGACAAUCUACAUUUUGAAGGAUACAUAAUAUUAUAUUAGGCAAGUCAAGACUACUUAAAUGAAAAACUACAGACAAACCUGAUAUAAUGAAGUGCCAAGAGCCUGAGAAACUCUGAGGGUAUGUUAUAUCAAGCUCCUCUUUCUACAUACAUUUUGACGUAACACAAAGUUUAUUAGUAUGUGAAGGGGUUCAUCAAAGUUAAUUUUUAAGAUGCUGUCUUGAGAAAAUAACCCCUAUAUAUAAACAUCGUGGUUCAAAAUUACAUGUACGUUUUGUUCAAAUUUGGAUUUUUACUCAUUUUUGUUAUGGUGACUUCCAUAAUUAAAAAAAGUUAACCACAACUUACUGUAUAUAAAAAUAAUAACAACUGGCAACUUUUGAAUUACAUGUAUCUAGUUAUCAUAAUAGCUAUAAAUACUGAUAAUUGAAGAAUUAUUUGAAUCUAUAAUGCUAUCCAUGUUCCUGGUUCAAUCAAGGUUGUCCUGCAAGAAGAACUAUAUCACAUUAAUUAAGCUGAAUAGUAAAGUUUUCAUUUUCCUGAAAGACAAGAGUUGAUAGUUUCCUGUUGAUGAACAACAACUACUAAAAUCAAUCCCUAAUGUUUUCUUUAUAUAGAGGAUCCCAUCUAGCGGUAGACUGAAGUUGUUUGAUUUGCUUAUGUUAACCUAUUAGCAUUCCACCGUUUUAUUGGUGCAGGCAGUAACUGUUUUACACUGAUAUUUCCUGAAACUGGCAGUUCAGUCAUGAAUUAAAUUGCAAUGUCAUUGUUAUCAUGAAAUGCUGUUAUUUUUCAAAACAGCAUGCAUAUUUCAGCAAGGUUUACUAAUUUGUGGCUAAGAAUAUACACUCAGCACUUAGUAACCUGAUCUUAAUACUGAAAAUAGUUUUGUAGUGAAAAGAAAGGCUUUCCUACAGGGAGUUUUGCUUUGCAUGUACAAAACUGCAGUAGUUUAUGUAGAUCAGACAGUACUGCCUCCUAACUUGACAAGGUGAGCGUCUGAAAAAGCCAUGAGAAUGCUGUUUAUGUUGUCAUGUAUGUUGUUUUCAGCGGAAAGUAAUGAUUCAUUCCUAAUUGAAAAGUUGUUGAAAAUUUUAACAAUGUAUAGUGUAGAACAGCUUUUUUUAGCACUUCACUAUUUACAACUGUUAUUCUUAAAUAAAAUGAAGAAAAAAUAGAAUACACUCAUUUUGUCAAGGUGUUUAUAACGGAGCUAGGUGGCUUUAAUUAGUGAAUUUGAUUUGGAAUGAAAAUAUGUUGUCAUCAAAGCGUUAUUUUUGAGGUCAAGUAUUGCGAUUGUGUUACAUAUACUCUGUUACUCAUGGACUUGUUGGAUUGCACAGGGCUUUGUUUAGUGAUAUUUGUACAGAUACUGCUUUGUGGUGUACAGUGUAUCUCUUUACAAAUUGAAGCUUCGUCAGCACAAUAUCAAAUUCCUUUGUUACCACAAGCAACUACUUCCUCUAACAACACGUUCUUUGGUGUGUGAGAGAAUCAUCAGUGAAAUUAUCAAGAUGUAAUAGAGACUGCCAGUUUUUAAGACUCAAAAACAACAUCCAAGUGCAGAUUGCAGGUAAAUUGUUGUGGAACAUUUUGCUCAGCAAGCUUGUAAAUAUCUCUGUGAGAUUCUUUACGGGUUCAUGUCUUUUGAAGAACUUUCACUUUGUGAUUUUGCUACUCUAUAGCUGUUCAAAGGAGCAGGAGAGUGGAAAAGAAGGUGGUAGUAUUAAAAAAUUAAAUAAUUUUUAGUUUUCUGGGAACUUCUGCUGCAAGUGGUAUAUUUUUCUCUAAGGAUGCAUGCAGUUAAAAGAUCUGGAGUUUCUUGGAUUUUCUCAAUCGACCAAAAAAUAUUUCGAAAUUUAAUGUCAUGUCUGGAUCUGUUAAUUGAAAGCCAUUGUUAUAGAAAGAUUUCUGUUUGUUGGAAUCUAUCUCUGGAUUUUUUGUUUUAUCAGGGAAUCCAGUAAUAGAUGUUGAUAAUCCAAAAUCCCAUUUAAAAUACAUGUACACUCUAAGUUAUCUCUUUGAGCAUCUCAUGGUGUUUUGAAACAGCUCCGCUAGUUAGUCUUUCUUGAAUGUGUCAGAAAGUCUUAAGUAUCGUGCCCGAAUAAGGCUUUCACAAGGUGUGGCCAAACUGAGUAGUUGGAACAGUCAGUAAAAUGAUGUACUUUGUAUUUAUGUUUUUUUAAACUAAGUUUUCUCUAAUUAAUGAUGAGUUCUGCACAAUGGUCCCAUUCCAUUUCAGGACUACAGAUCUCCAGACAAUGAUAUUCAAUGUGUGUGCAUGUGUAAUACCUUAUCAACACUAAUUUUGUAAUUUUUGAAAAAUAAACAGUAAUAAUAGUAUUAAAACUGGACGUUGUGUAAUUUGUGCACCCCUCGGUUGAGUAUCGGUCGACACUAUUGGUCGACUCUCUGUUGAUAUGUCGGCUGAUAUGUAGAGCGAUAGUCGACCGAGGGUUGGAUGACAUAUCGAUCGAUUGCUGGUUUUCAGUGUCACACCAUUCAAAAUAGAUCAAAGUAAAAAUCAAAACUGUUCAAUAGAUAAAGUCCACAAUCUGGAAAAUGAAAGGAGGUACAUAUACAAAGCCCCUCGCCUAGAUUCAGGUCAGACGAUUAUGUCGUAUACGAGAUAUCCGAAGAAAUGUUUUACCCAAACUUAUAGAGAUUUUUAUGGAGACGCCAUGCUGGUGCUCACCUGGGUGAGCUCCAACAUGGCGGACGGAAACCAACAGAAACAUCUGUUACUGAGUUUUGCAACAGAAGCAUGAAUUUAUUCUUCACGAAACUCAUAAACAUUAAAGUAAUACUUUUUCUAAUACAUGAACUGUUUAGAUAGCAAAAUGUCCUGAAAUAAGUCAUUUUUUUAACCUACAUGACAGCUCUCUUGGCCGUCAUGUAAAUGCCGCUUCACGUUAAAGCGUAGAAAUUCAAGCGUACUCUUAUCACAAAACCAAGAUGCCUUUUGAAGCGAAAAUUUGUAUGAAAAUUAGCUCUAAUGCAUUGUGAAAGUAAAAUCUCGGUAGGAUCGAUAGUUUUUCAGUUUGAAUUUUAGUGGCGUCAUGUGAAAACCAACAAUAGGCUACUAACAUUCGGUCAAUCCUUCACUGAUACCUAGUCGAUGGUAUAUUUUUUGUCUACUCAAAUUUUUGUUAUGUUGUCCAUGAAGCAAUUUUUAAGGGGCUUUGGCAUCUUUUACCAGUCUAAUGUGAAAGCAUUAUUUAGAGUGUGUGUGGGAGGUGUUUUUGGAAAAAAUAGGGACUGCUAUGGCAUCGCCUUUGAGAGGUGUUCAAGGGCAACCUAACAUUAUAACAUGUGUAGAACAACGGUAGAAAUGUGGCAAGUAGAUGCAGCGAGGCUGAUGUUGGAUGAGGUGAACAACAGAAUGGAAAAAAAAAUUUCAAACUCUCGAACCACGAUAUCUUGCACUAAAAACUGAAAGCCAGCUCCCCUCCUCUGAUUAACACAAAUUAUAUUAUACAACAGUGGACGGAUGUGCCACUGAUAGUCAACCUAUAUUCCACGGACGUCCACUGAUAAUUCACACUCCCCGUAUCAGCCAAGUGUUGACCGGUAUACUAGCCAUGUAUCGGCUGGUGUAUUGGUCAACAUGUUGGUCAAUAUGUCAACCAAAAUGUUGGCCAAUUCACCGGCCGGCAUAUUGGUUGAGUGUCCUCCAACAGUCACUUGAUAUGGCGAUCGAGAGUCGGCCGAUACGUGGUCAACAUAUCAGCGGAUAGUGCCAACUGAUACUCGACUGAGGGGUGUACAAAUUACACAAGAUCCCUAAAACUUAUGGCGUACAUGUUAUUCUUGUUUUUUACAUUGCAAGGUUGUGCUCCAGGAAGAAUUGAAGGCAUCCCAGUGCUCUGAACUUGUGAAAUGAUUUUUAUGAAAAAACUAAAAUCUUCUAGUCAGUCAAGAGUAAUAGGUGUCAGGGGUCAACAGGUACUACUUGAAAACAUCCUUACAUUGUACAUUGUCUUGGUUAUUUAUUCCCAACAGACACAAAUGUCAAAGUCGUUAAAUUCAAGCACAAAACAGAAGUUGGAUUCAAGUGUAACAGGCAGGAGAAAAUCAAGUCUGGAAAGAUCUUUGCGGUCUCUCAAGGUAUGAGUAAAGCUGUGUUUGCCUACAUGUAACUUUAGGUGUAACUGUAUUGCAGUGUUUGGUUUGGCAAAGAAACCUUAAAGUCAGUUCUACAUUACCAUCAAAGCUAUUUGAUGUGUCUCUACAUGUGAAUUUGCUUGUAGCCUCUAUGGUAGGAACUUUUAAAGGUUUUACACAAGUAAUCACACUUGUUCAUCCUGCACAAAUCCUUCACUUUUCGUGAUAAGUAUCUACCAUGGGGUCUGAAACAGCUGGUGUUAUUUUAUGCCAAAGCCAGUUCUGUUGUUAAGAUUUCAAGUUGCCAGGUGCAUGUAUAUGCAAUAGUUAGAGGUUUCACUGAAAGCAUAUAUUAGUAAUGUGGAGUUUGUUCAGUUAUGAGAAAAAAUGCCUCCCUCCUCAGCGUGCAAAGAAAGUCAUGUCACGAUAGCCCGGGGCUAGUGGAUUUUACUAUCAGGCUAAUUAAUUCUGUUCUUAACUUGCCUGCCUGGCAAGCGAAAUUUUUUAAGGAAUUCUAAUCACAAAAGAACUGUUAUCAACCCUGUUUAUAAUCGGAUUAGUUAAAAUAACUUUUGGGCUAGUACUUGCUAACUACAGCUUGCUGGAAUGGCAAGUUGUAAAACUGACUUUCUUUGCACCCUGCUCUUUUAAAUGUCUUCUAUUUACUAAGUGCCGCUGCUUGAGCUCUGGGCAUCUAGAGUAAUGGAUAAUUCAUUAUAAGGGCUCCAGUUCCUCCAUCCCUGCACUCGUAAACAUCUUGAAUUCCGGCAAGUCCUUUGAGCAAGUAGCUUUCAUGGCUUGCUUACCUGUGACAACUACUUGCUUGUCUUAUGUAGUUAAUGAUUUAGUUGAAGGAUGACUUCCCUGAACCCUUGCCCACUGGUGAGCUUGAAAACUAAGGGACUGUUUACAUGGAGGGAGGAAGAUCCUAGAAGGCAGAGCAACUUAACAUUGGGUUUACUUUCGGAAAUUUUGGUCUGUGUGGUGCCCAAGUAGGAAAGGUUUGAGAAGGAAUUAAAAAUGAUGGGCGACAAAAACAAAAAUGCAAUUUUGUCCCUUCUGCUCUCUUUCCUGGCGUUAAUAAAUCCUUUAGCAGAAUUAUCACAAUAAUCAGUUUGUGGUAAUGCCAAACAAAAUGUUCAGCCUUUAUUUCUGUGAUUAUCCAAUGAACUACCUGCUGACAUGCAUUUUUGUCUGGUUUAUCCCUAGUACUAGUUCACAUGGUGCUAGGAUCUUACUAGUACUAGGCAGAUCCUAGCAAGUACAACCCUUUGUAUGUAAACCUAAUAUAGACAACAUAUGGCAUUAGGAUAAUCUGCUUUCUAGGAUCUUCCUGGUGCUAGGAUCUCCCUCCGUCCCUAGUUACUUGCUCAGCCAGAAAAUCUACCUGUCCUAGAAGACUGGACAUGGACUUUUUUUCCAAGCCCUGCCACCCCCUUGAUGUACAGGCCAAGCAUGAUUGGCCCAUAAAUGACAGAAUGUACAGGAAAAACAACAGUAAUAUAAGGCAGGGAUGUCACAAAUGGCCAGGAGCCUGGGAUUUCUCUUGAUGACUGUGAGCAUGACAUCCAACUACUUUCUUAGAAAACAAAGGGAAAAUAGCACCAAAAACUUCUUGGCUGUUCAAUUACAUGUAUUACCAAUUGCAUACAGUGCACUGUAUACUGAGUCUGUAUACACCUACAACUGAAAAAAACGUUGUCUCUUGAAAAGUAUAAACCAUGAACAAUGGGACCUAAUGGAUUUAUGGGUACAACUUUAUUACCAUUGCAAAUUUAAAGUUCUUCUCAAAAAUGUUUACAUUUACGAAGCUUUUCGCGAUGAUGCAUUCCAAAAAACGUAAAACAGUUUCCAGUAUUUAGGGCUCACAACUUCACCAGUUCUGGACACACAAGAGAUUUCUACAGUUAAAGAGCGUAGCCAUAUCCCUAACGCACACUUGAAAAUCAUAAGAUAGGACCUAAAAGCGUUCUUGGAAGACAAAAAAAGACAACAGCAUGCCUUAAACAAAGUACUCUAGGGAUUUGCAUCCGCACGAGCAUCUCGUGGCAAUGUAAACUUUUGUCGAAAGAACUUUUAAUUUGCUUUGCUAAUGAACGUAUACCCAUAAAUCCUUGAAACCUCAUCGUUCAUGGUUUAUACUUUUUAGUGACAAUGUUUUUUCAAUCAGGUAUAUCCAGCUGAGCAACUUGAAAUCAUAGUGACAGCUCCUGAAGAGGUACAGUGUAUUUUUUGGGAUAUAGAGGCAGGAUGAUAUGGUUGGUUGUGUUUUUGACAGUUACUUAAUUACCUAAAUGCAGUAAUUUAGCAACAAUAAUUGUUUAGUUUUUUGUUUCACUAUUGUUUUGCAGAUAAGAGGUGGCAGCCAUUUAAAUCUUAAAAACCUUGACAUCAAGGAUAUCAAGGUAAGCAAGCAAACAACUGCGUGUACAAGUCACGAUAUGUGCCCCUGCUAAGGGCAUAUCAGGACUAACCCAAGCGUAAUUGAGAAAACGGCAGACCAGCAUUGGUUCGAGGUUAACUUUGCCUUAAUUAAAUUUAAACCACGUGACAAAGGAUUGUAUUUUAAAUCCAAAACUCUGUACAAACUAAGGGAACAUUACUGUCUAUUAUUGUACAACUUCUGAAACAUAAGUACAUGUAUAUUAAGCUAAACAGGGUAGAAUAAAAGGAGAAGUGUGACUUCACAUUACCAUGGUAACAAAAUUUCAGGAUCACAACAAGAGGGAGCUUAAACAACAAUGACGUUGAUUACAAGGAGAACAGCAAAAAAGCAGUAGGUUUAUAUUAGCAAAACAACAACUUUGCAUGUGCGUCAUGCUUUUUUAUACAUUUCUUAGCUGUUGUUGUAUGUUUACAACAUAAAUCUUCCCAAUGUUGCCAACACUUGACAAAUUAAAUGAAAUAUUGAAAUAUUGAAGGCAAUGUGAUGUAACGACUUCUCCUCUCUAUUGAGCAAGUGGCAAUACGUAUGUAUAUCCAAAUCAGCCAAUCAGAUUGGUUGCAUUUUGUGGUUCAAUCUUUUCUUACACUAUUAUGAUCAUAGGUAAUUAGUUUUCUAUCUCUUCUCAGUUGUACACCAUUGUGUUAUUAUCCCUCUCAUACAAGUUCAGUUCAGUUUAGUUUAUUGUUUUUCCAUAAAGAUAUGCAAAACAAGAAGUUCUAAUUAAAUAUUUAAAAACUUAUGGCGAGGAAGCCCAAGGGAAACCAAGGAACAGGCUCCCUCAGUUACGUAAUUGUUACAACAAACAAAUGAACAAAAUAAUAUUAUACAUGCAAAAAAUCAAUGGCAGAGCUAAAUAUAUAUAAUAAAUUAGAUUAUAGUAUCAAUCAUAGUUAGGCUAAAAAAAAGCAAAAGGACAAUAAAAAAGUGAGAAUGGAAAAAUGAAAAUGAAAAGCAGAGAUAAAGAAAAAAUUGAAUGAAGAGGAUUACAAUACUCAUAAAAUGUAAAGAUAUUAGCCAGAUGAUAAGGAAAGUGGAGGAAAGUGGAAGAUCAGAAUGUCAUUUCCCACUCAUCCGCUGAUUUAGAUGUUAAUGAUGGUGAUUAUGCUAAAAUAAGCAUUUUUGUUUCCUAUAUAGAAUCAGUUUCGGAAAAGAAAACGCAGUGAUCAACAAGAUAGUUCACAGGCUAUGGAAGUUAAGGUUUGUUGCCUUAAAUUUUCUCGUCGUAGUAAAUGCCAUUUUAAGAGAGAGCUCUAGUUAGCUAAGCAACUGGCUUUCAGGGUGUGUUCACCAUGAAUACCUUUUGGUCCCCAUUCAGUCCUGCACAAUAGUCUAUUGUAUUGUGUUUGGUAUCGUGGCUUUUGUAUCUUGAUCUCCGUCAUAUCUUGGUAAACUGGAAUCAUGUCUAUAGGGGGUUACUAUCAGCGGAUGUAUCGACUGAUAUCUUGGUCGACUGUUUGUUGUCACUAGUCAGUCGAGUCUGUACUGAUCUGUGGCUGGUAGUCAGUACAGCCAGUACAGUUUACUGGUUGUUUAUGUCACAGUUCCUUAGCUACGUUUAAAAUAUAAGGUGAAGUAAAAAGACAACAAGAAGACAUAUGGUGUAAAGGGGGAGCACCAUUCUGCAAUUGGCACGGCAGAUGACUUCUAUAGUGUGACCAUUAAGCCUAACUUAUCUCCCCAGCAUUAUUUUUAAAGAUCUGUGCCAGAGUUAGUUUUUAAGUCCAAAACGUACAUCUUACAGCCUAACUCUCCAUGGCACUACGAGCUAAGAUCACCAGCCAGCAUCGUGCAACUUAAUGGAACAAGUGUAGGCAAUUAUAUUGUUCAAGCUGUUUAUCUUUAUAUCAGCACUACAAGCUGACACCACCGGCACUUGCUGGAAUAAUUGCAAUUCAAGAGCAUCACAAUAAAAUAUUGCAUUAAAAACAAAGCUUGGGAAAGUCACUGCGAGACUUAAACCAUCACAGAUAUGUGCUGAGCAUGUAUCCCCCACGCAAACCAUAAAUUAGAAGGAUGACACGCUGGCCAUCUGUAACGCAGCGGAGAGUAGCACGUUACGAGGUGUACAUAUAUAAAGUUGAUAGCAGUCUGACGACCAUCUGCUUAAAACCUUAAUUAACCAAUCUGGCAAGCCCAUGGCAGCUGCACUAGAAGCAGCACCAUUACCAAAGCUGUGCCCUUUAAGGGUCUUGAAAGGUAGGCUGGCAUGACGAGCCCCAUCCCGGCGAAGGUUAACAACUGCCGACCUGGUGAGCAGACGACCUGAUUGAAAGUAAAAAGGGGCCUGCACGUGCAGGCAGUCAGAAAAUAGUCGUGCAUGGCGGUCACUGCGCAGACCAGCGCGGUUGAACGUGCAGCAACAAGCAUGUGCCCCUGGCAAAAAGCAUCUGUCUUGGAGACUUUUAGAAAAAGAGGCAUUUGCUGUGGGCAAGCCAGACUUGGAGGAAAGACACACAGUUGGUAGAAAGGUUGACCUUGGAACAAAAUCUAGAGGUCCCUGGAUAAGUUAACUCACAUGAAGGCUGCCGAGACCAUGGAAAAAUCGUGAUCCCCCAACCAAGAGUUUAAAAUGGUCCUUAUGGCCAGUGUACUACAGGACACUUGGGUUGUUUACCAUUUACAUGGGCAGACCUGUCGUUGACGGUUUGGUUUAACCCUUUAAGCCCCAGUAUCUACAUACAAAUUCUCCAAACUGAUCUCUAUUCAUUUCCUUAAAGAAUGAGUUAAGAGAAUUUGUUAAAAGAUCAAGGCAUUUUUACUUAGGUGAUCAGUUUAUUAAUUCUCAUAACUUAUCUGUUGACAAUGUAUGGAUAUUUUUAGGAGAAAAUUGAUCUUGAUCACUAUUAGGACUUAAAGGGUUAAUGGUACAGUAAAAUUCAGGACCGGUACGUUUCGUCCCAGAAUUGCGUUUAUCAUUUGUAGAAAUCAGUUCCAAUGACACAGCAAAAAGCAAUAGUAAUACAGGGGCAGUAAAUGCAACAAUAGCAAAUGCUAAGUUAUCCUUCACUUUACUUUUAAAAUUACCAUAAAAUCACUAUUGGAGGCAUGCUUUUUGACAAAAAUCAUUUAACAGUUCUUAAAAUAAAAGAAGAAUCUUGCCCAUAAAGGGGGAGUGAGUAAAACCACAUGACAGUUUAACAGUCAUUAUAAAGUGCAUUUUUGUCAAGGGCUCUGUUGAGCUUUUAUAAAAUCACAACAAAAAUUAUUUAGCAAAGUACCUGUGUUACAUUAUUUUACUUACCCUUAAUCAAGAAUCUUGAAAAUUGAUAGCACUCAUUGGUAUAAUAUGUAAGAACUAUAAAAAGCUCCCAUGAUUUUUUGUUUUUUAAAGGAAUGCAUCUUAUGUGAGCAGGCUCAUGAUUCAUAAAAAUAAUUCGUUUGUUACACUAUCGUUGAUUUCAUGACUUUGGCCUAAAUCUGAAAUGCAUUUUCAGAUCAAUUACAUGCUUAUCCUCAUCACAUGACAACCUUUACUCAUGUCAUACUGUGCUAUGUUCAUAAAAUGUGUAAGUGAAUCAAUGUACAUCUUAUAAAAGAACUCUUAUAUUAUCAUAUAUUGAAGACUGGCUCAGAUAAUGGGUCACCACUUUUUUUAGUAACAAGGUCUUCUAAGACCACCUUCAUUAUAAUGAUGAGUAUUUUCAAUCAGUCAGGGAUUUUCUUCAAUCUUUCAUAGCAGUGACAACGGGCAUAAUAAACUUGAUCUGAUCAUUAACUUCAGGAAAUUGAUUUUCUUGUUACAAACGACUUGAUUGAUGACUUUGAAUUCAUUAACCACCCUGAAGACUUCAAAAAAUGCCCCUCAGUCCUCAACAUAACCCGUGGCAACACUUAUCUGUGGUUUCCUGUGGAACUGAAAUCAUCUAAUUGGAAUUAUUAUCCCUGUAAUUGCCUUUGUGUUCGUUGAAGGAGGAGUAAACGGGUUGCUCAACAUGUGUCCUGUCUGAGGUAGUAUAUCAUUUUACAAAUCAGGUUGAAUGAUCCAAAUUUAACCUUGAAACCUGAGCUUGAGCUAAAUUCUUGGGAUCAAGUUGCUCAGGUUAAUGAGAUCAGUUUCAUGAAAGGAGAACUAUUCAUAACACUUUUGGAUCUAAUCUAUCCAGUUAUGUUGUACAUCGGAAGAAAAGCAUUUUAGUUUGAACUGAAAGGAUUUUUCACUAACCAGGGUCUGGAAUCACACUGUCAUUUGUCAGGAGAUUUUGUGCAUGUGAAUAGCUUUUUGUUUACUUGUCCCAAGAGGUGACUGCUGUCAUACUUCACAAAAGACAGUGUAUAGAAGUGUGCCUUCUGACACAAUGCUUAAGCCACUGCUUCGCCGGCAUAGCAUCUCAACUGCUGCAACUUUUUUUGAGCCAGCUCCAUCCCCAACCAGGGCUGUUAUUCAUCAGGUGUUUAUUGCUUGAUAUUUUAAUUUAAUCUAAAAAGUAUUGUAUUUGCUUGUAUUGGAAACAAAAAAAACAAUGUUUUGAUGAAAUUCACCCUCUUUGUUGAUUACAGGAACCAUCAACGAAGAAGAUUUGUGCUGUGUCUAACAUAACGUCGUUAGCUCAGGCUUCUCCUGGUCCCACAAAGAAAGGAAUUUUGGUUCAGGUCUGUAAAAACAUAUGAAGAAACUUAUUAAAUUAAUAUGUAACACUGUUGUGCAUUUUUAAUGUUCUAGUUUACUAAGGAGCGUGGACACGUCAUGUGGCCUAAUGUAAAUUAACAGCUUUAAUCAUUUUGGGUCAUUUGCUAUCAGCAAUCACAUUGCCAUUGUUUAACUCUUCUACUGCUGUUUUUUCUAUUUUAAGCUGAGGAACAAACGUAACUGAUUAUCUUGUGAGGCCAAACCAUUGCUAAGUUUUGUUUCUUUAUGUCUGCUUAUGUUUAGAGUUCUAAAAGACUCCUGUAACUUCUGAUGUAACAUCUGUUUUAAAGAUUACAAUUUCCCCACUGUAAGGUCUUUGUCCGUCUUUAGUAAUCAACUAGGUUAUCAUUCUGAUUGCUAAAGCUUUUGCAUGUUGGGUUGAUGUGAACUUAAUUUGCUCUCCAGCGUUCUGUCAGCUUAAGGUCAAGUCUAACUGUUAAAGACAGUGACUUUGCAAAGCGUUACAGAGUACCACAGACUCCAACAAAGCACCGUCCAAGCAAGGUAUGCAGCCUGCCAUGUUUUGUGUCCUAACUUAAUUUUGUAGCAUAUCAGAGAUGAUUAAUGUGUUCUUUCAUUAGGAAGCACUUGUUAAAUUUUAUGCUGACUUAUCAAAAACAUUACACAGACUAAGCUUUGAUCACUGCAAGUUAACAUUGUUAGCUUGUGGAUCAAUUUUUUCUACGGAACUACAAUAAGAUAAUUUUGUAAUAGUUUUUAUGUUGCAUAUUUUGGAAUUAGGAUGUCAUGAUUAUUUGACAUAAUUCUUUUUGGUUACUUUUGGGGUGCUGUGCUCUCAAAGAAGGAAACACUUUCACUCUACAGUGUAGUUGGGCCUUUCAAAAGGGACUUUGAUCUAUGUUAUCACUUAAAUGUAUCUAAUCUUUUAAGUCAUUGUAUCCAAGUAGUGUGCAAAAUUUCUUACACAAUUGUGAAGUGACUUUAAACAGUGUCUUAAGAUGUGACAACAUUUUGCUUAAUUACCAUGUGCCGUCAGUCAUUCAACUUGAUUUGGUUACCAACUUGAGAUACGAGACAUCACUGUACUGUCAUUAUUCAGAUCAGGCAAAGCUUCAGCAUGAAAAAGUGGAAAAUUUUGGUGGCAGGAUUUUCCCCAAACUUGCUCAAGAGAGCCUACUCGCAGACUAUUUCUGAAAAAAAUUUUAGGGGUAUUUCUUAACAUAAUGUAUAAAUAAAUCAAUUAUGGGCAAAGACACAUCCCAGUAGACAUGACUGACCCAAAAUGUAUCUUUCUUUAGUAUCUCUGUUGCAGUAUUCUCCUACAUGUAGUCGAUCGUGAAUCACAUUUCAGUCUUAGCUUUUAUUUUCCUUUAUUCAUCAUGGUAAAUAAUGAUAAGAAUUGAUGUUGAUGUCUUAUAGGAGAAAACAUCUACAUUUAUUAUAAUACUAGUCUAUUCCAUAAUUCAAACAUUUCUGUACAUGAAUUUUGUUCUUUGUGAGUUUCCAAUCUUAGAGAGACUUAGAAUCUGAAUGGCAAAAAUGCCCUUAAAAGUAUUUUGAGCAGUGAUGAAUGCUUUAGAAUCACUUUUACUUCAAAUAUCAGUUUGCACCACAUGAUUAAUUGUUUCCUUUUACUUACUUUCAUUUUACUGGUUCAUUACUUUUACACAAAUAGUAAUAAUAAUAAUAAUAAUGAUAGUAAUACAUGUAAUAAUAAUAAACUUUAUUUACGUGUCAGGAUAUUUAGCUUACAAACUAAUCGGGGACACCACAAACACAAACACAGAAAUAAAAUGCUUAAGAUUAUAAAUAUAGUGGUGUAAAUUAGACCUAUAAAAUUGUAUGAUAAGAGUGUAUCGCUAUAUAUAGGAAUACAAGCACUAAAAAUAAAUUAACAGUGGCAUAAAUAGCAAUUCUGACAGCAUUAUAUCUAGUUCCGCUAUGUUUGUUGUUGUAAUUCUAGAUGUGAUAUUUCUAAUUUCUUUCCGAAGUUUAGACCAUGGGUAUGGUCCGAAAUAUCUGAUUGAAUGUUGACCAUAUCUAACAGUGUUGAAAUUCGGGAUGUUAUUCUCAGUUCUUAAAUUGUACUUGAGGGACUUAGUUACAAAUACAUCAUUCAAAUGAAAAAAUAUUACAAAUAUUAGUAAUUUUGUGUCAGUUUUUGUAGAUAGCUAUUCACUUCUCAACUCCAAAUUUAUGAAUGAUCUACAUGCAACAUUUCCUGUAAUACUUGUAGAGUUGAAUGUGACUUAUUUUGUUGUUGCUGUGGUUGUUUUUUUUUUGUAGCUCAUUGUUUACCAAAUUUUUUGUUUUGUUUCAGUCAUGGAGUGAUAGUGUUUCCAAUAAUGAGAUCAACAAGAACCUGUCACAGACUGAAAUCAAGAGACAAGAAGUGAGUAGCCUGUAUAGCGACUGCUUGGAAGUAAUAUGCGAGAUAGUAAAGGGUGCAUAAUGUAAACAUGUGAUGGGAGACUGAGCCUGUCUCUCUCGUGCACCCCAUUCUUUCUUGCGCCCAUUUAUACUUUCAAGUAAGCAAAUAAAAGUGAAAUCAUUUUAUUGCAAUGCCAGUGUUAAGAUACCACUGGACAACUAAACAGUGCUCCUACAGAGUCUUGAAUUCUUGAAAAAGUCUUGAAAUUUGCUCAGCAAUUUUCCAGACCUGGAAAAAGUCUGGAAAAUUGAGAUAAAGUCUUGAAAAAUGGUAAAAAGUCUCGAGUUUUUUUGAAAGCUACAACAAGUGCUUUAUAGGGAAUUUUUUUUGUCUUGCUCAUCAUGAAAAAAGCUUUGUUCCUGCAUUUUCUCAAGGUCUCCACUGAUCACCUAUUUGAUGACCUUGAGUCUGGAAAAUUAUUGUUUUGGGAAAAGUCUGGAAACAGUCUUGAAUUUCGGAUCUAAAAAUCUGUACGAACCCUGUUAAAAUUAUGUACUAAUUUAUUAGAUACAGUGUUAACACUAAUUUUAUUAUUAUACAAAGGAACGGAAAAUGGCAACUAAAACAAAAAGUAAAAACUAUACAAUCUUUUAGACCAGCAAGAUUAAUCCGGUUUCAAAAGAGCUAUUAAUAAUCAUAUGCUAGGUGCGAUCAUUCCCAAAGAUAAAGAAUUAGUAUAUUUUGCGCAGGAGAAGGUGUCACCUUCCUCAGAUAAAAACGGAGAGAUACAAGAAAACUUUUGUAAAUAGACUUAUUUUUAAAUAUAAUUUAGUAUAGUAUUACUCUAUCUUAUAUUACUAUUGUAUUUUAUCGUGUAUUUUUAAAUACUUUUUCACUGUAACUUAGGAUAUGUAUUUUUAUCCUUUGAUUGAAUAAAGACUAUUAUUAUUAUUAUUAUUAUUAUUAUUAUUAUGCAAAAGCUUCUAUAAACACAGACAAACAAGUUGUUCAAGAACUUUAAUUAGUGUCCGUGCGAUUGCUCUCAGUUGGUUAGACUAGAGUGUGCGUCCUUUUGUGUUCUGAGUUUGAUUCCCAGUUGUGACCUUAAAUUCUUCAUUUGACUGCUUUCCUUUUGGUGUAGCUUUAGGUAGCUUUAAAUACACGUAAAACAGAGCACUGCAGGAGAAGCAGGGAGGGGGGGAUUAAAAUGAGCGCACUGUCAGCCUCAGGUUUGUCAGUGAGAUGACUAUUUCGAGCUACCAAUGCAAAAUAAGGACUCUUUACAUUUUGUUACUCACUUAAUGAGGUUGAUAGUGACCUUUUCUUGUCCAGCUUUUUUUAGGAAGUUUGAAGGGUAGCUGCAUGAAGGGUAUCUGCAUGCAGGGUGGUUCGCAAAAGCACUGAGAAGGUUUUCCUGUUGUUUAUUUUCUUUGUCCUUAAUUUUUAGGCUAUUUAUGAAGUUUGUACUGGAGAAGAAAAUGUUGUCACUGAUCUGAAGAUGAUCAGAGAGGUAAAAUAAUAUAUGUAUAUAUUGAGAAUAAAUGGAAACUGAGAAAUACUUAUCUUUUCCAAUCUGUAAACGCAAGCAAUUCUAAUAACUAUGAAAGAUGAAUUUAUGAAAAUCAUUCGUAGGAACUGCAGGGUGAAGAAUUAAAUGAAAGAAGAUCAUCACUGAUGUAGAUGAAACUUUUGCAUGGGUGACUCUGAAAGAAUGAAUAUUCAUUGUCAUCAUUUUUUAAUGGCUUAUAACAAACCUUCUCGAUGUCCCACUCCCAGUUGCCUUGUGAAGUCAUGAUCAUGAUAAUGAUGAUAAUUAUGAUGCCGUACAUGGCAGUGUAUUUUCUAAAAAACAAACCCUAUUAAAAUAUUUAGCAUUGUUGAUUAUUUUGCACCUCUAAUAAAUAAUAUAUUAUUAUUGGUUGUGUUCAUCAACAGGUAUAUUAUGCACCCAUGUACAAAUUGAAGUUAAUGAAUGAAUAUGAAUUUAUGAAGAUUUUUGGUUGUUUAGAAGUUUUACUGGCUCUUCAUCAAGGUAGUAUACUGAUUCUCCCCAGUGUGUUAAUUAUCUUGAGUACUGUUUAAAUCAUUGUGACUUUACGUGUUUUGUGGUCAUUAACGAUUUAAUUGAUGUAAAUUAAUGGCAUCUUUUCUUUCAGAUCUCUAUACAAAACUUAAGAACGCUAGAUCAAGUGAUGGUACUACAGACAAUAUAGGAGAUAUUAUGUUAAACUGGGUAUGUUUAUAGUAAAAAAAAUAUUUUUUAAGUCAUUUUUAUUCCAACAGUAAAAACACUGACUCUUUAGGCUUUCCUUGUUAGCAGAGGUCUCUCACAGUAAGAGAAUAAUGAGAGGAAAGAAAAAGACCUCCUUUAAGUCUUUUACAGGCGUAAAGAUAGAUUUCCCUACCCUUUUAUAUACUUGAACAAGUGAAAACCCUACCCUUUGGCUUUCAUACCCUGAGGCCUGAAAGAGAUACCCCUUUUGUGCAGUCUCCCCCUCUAGGCCAUUAUAGGGAAUACUCCCCAGGACUGAAUGGUUAGCUCAGUGACUGUCUGCAAGGCUGACUGAUUUGGAUAAGUGACUGUCAAAUUGGCGCAGAAGCCUUGUUACAUUUUUAAAACGUAGAAAUGCCAAUUUCAGUUUCCAGGGUUAAGAUGCUAUGCUAGAUACUGUGCAAGUCAAUUUGAGGCAAAGACGAUUCUAGAUGAUAAACUUCAACAAGGGGGCAGUGUUGCAGAUUUUUUACAGGUAUUAUCUAGUGGCAGAGAGUCACACUUUGUUUUGUCUCGCUGAUAUGUUGUGCUCAUAAGAGUAUGGGGUUCAGUUUGCUAUAAGCUAAAAAGAUCACAGGGAACCCAAGCGUUCAAGGAGAUGAAGCAGUCAUUAGAUAUCUCCACGUUAUUCAUAACAUUAUAAUCAGUUUGUAUAGAAUUUGCCACAUAAUUUUAUGACCAAAAUUAGUACAAAAGUUAUCUUCCCCGUUAUUGUUCGGUCUUGUUCAAAGCGUCUAGAGAAUUUGUUUCCUGUCUGUUCAGGGAGCCUUACUCGUUACACAAUCACGUUCUGUGGGACAGUGUGAAGAGGCGGGGGUUUCUGCUUUUGGUCAACAAGAUGCUUUUUAAAUCCAUUUCUAUAUCUUGCUCGUACGUGAGUUACUUAAGAUCAAUUUGAUGAUAUCACAGUGAAUUAUUAAGAAAAGAAUCAGACACAAUAAUAAGUAGUACUCAUUUCAUCUGUAUUUAACAUGAGUGAAGAUCUUGAUAUAGAUCGCCUUGUUCCUGUAAAAGAGCUGCAUGACGAUUUCUGCACCUUAAAAGAUUUAAGUUUAUGAACUUUAUUCCAUGUUAAUUUCCUCCGUCUUAAACAUCCCUUUACCUUGUUGGUGUCUUUUCCCUUAUAAUUUCAAGGUAAUCUUGUUUAUCGUUAAUUAAUCUUAAAUGGCUCAAAAUAUCGUACGUGUCAAAGUGAGGGAUACUCCCUCCUUCACCACUCUGGAACCUUCCUUGGAGCGGUAUCGCUUGUACUUGUAGACUCAUUCAAAUUUCCAGUUUAUCAAGGAAGUAAGUCUUUCCGCGGCUUCGUAUAUAAGGUUCUGUGCUAACGUCCAUUCUGAGCAGGUUUACUGAAACCUCGAUUUCUUGAAUAACAGAAACACAGGAGAUGCAAAAUAAGUAGAGGAUGUUUUCUACGAAUUUUUAGGUUAAAAAUAAUACCUAAGUGAUUGAGAGAGAACAGAAUCUGUGGCUCACGUUUGGGGGCGUCAAUGACACCAGCAAACAGGAAAAAUUUGAAAUGUAUAAACUAGGCCGGCGUUGGACUCCGUUUCUGGCGACCAGAGCUAAGUGCUUUUAAAAUUAACCUUCGUAUAUACCGUUUCGUUUUUUUUUUGUAAUAUUACCGACAAAGGAGACCUUAGAAACCAAUGUUGACCAUGUUCUGUGCGCCAGGCACGUUCGAUGGUUGCUCGACCGCAAAUUUGUCCCUUUACACCAACCUUUGCAUCAGCGUUUAACCUGAAAUGUUGUAGUGUCCCCCUGACAUUCGACUCGACGUUUUAUUUUUGCUUCAUUAAAUGUGAUUCUAACAUACUGAUUUACGUGAUUUUCAAUGCUGCUUAUAGUAAAGAUAGCAAAUUCAUGUCCAAAGAGGAAAUGUUUAAAACCAGCGGAAAUUUUAUUGGCUUACAGGCGCUAUUACGGAUAAUGAUAGACUUACUCCAGAUGUCGCUUUGUGAAUUGUAUGUAAUUUUUGCUGUCGUUCCACUUAUUUUCAUCUCGAUCACUCACUCAUUUCACCAUGUUUUUAAACAAGUCAAGCGGUCCACAGUUUAGGUCAAAUAUUCUUUGAACUAAACUAAACUAUCUGGUUACCAUACGGUAUAUGAAAGAAUUCUCUGACUCAACAACGGCACCAGAAACCCUAUAUGGCUUAUAUAAGGGAGUACCCCACUCCUCGCCCCCGGGGGAGAAACGUCUUUGUCCACGUUGCGUUCCGUACCGAGUGUGUUUUUUUUAUAGUUCCAUUUUUUUCUCAUUCUAGACGCUCUUUGGCUUGUUAAAGGUCAAUUUUUGCACUGAUAAAUCUGUAAUUUAAGUGUGUGUCAAUAAUGUAUGGCAGAUUGUCGGUGAAUUUCCUCUGAACCUAUUUACGUGCGCGAAGGGCAGCGAAAUUCCUAUCCAUUUGCAUUAGUGAAAAUGAGACUUAUCGGGUCGCUUGGUUUGUUUUUUUUUUAACUGCUGUCUACUUAGAUUUAGGUAUAUUUCUAGCUAAUAACAGUUGUAUUGUAUUACGACUGAGCGAGAAGCUCGCACGUUUUUCUUUCGAUCCCGUCCACCCGUGGAGCGGAAAUUAUCUUGCGCGUGUACGUGUUUUAUUCUUGACCACAAUCUCUUUCUUUCCCUUCACAGAGAUGCCGUGACUCUCCCUUUAGCCGGAAGUUAGAUCUUUGGAGCUUUUUAGGUCAGCACUAUUUGCUAAGAUACUUCUGAACUCUUAAAUCAUUUCCGGUGUACAAAGUGGUUAUCCAGCAAUCGCUGCACAAACAUCGCCGACGUUUUAUUGUUUAAACGUAAGCCUAUUAGUAACCAAGUUGUCAAAGUAGAAAUUUUACAUGCCAGUUUUCGCACUAAGAAUUGAAACACGCUUAAGCAACUUUAAAACUGAUGACAGUUUUAUUUUGUAACUGAUAGGAUUUCGUAAAUGAACUGGCCCCAAUUUAGAACCACUCCAUUUUAUUUUUACGUAAUCUCUGUUAACUGGCCCUUACAGAAAUUGCCGGUCAAAUGCUUUGAAAUCAAACUCUUAUUAAAGACUUGAACAAAUCGACUGUAUUUGACCCGGUAUUAAUUGUUGUCUUACUGGCGCCGAAAUACAAUUUUCUUUUGCGCUAAUCUUUCAAAGGCAACCCUUUCGUCAAAGUCAAGUUUUAUUGCUGAACUGUAGUCAUGAAAUUAUGUUAUUCCGAAUUCCGACUUGUUGCGGAGAAAAAGGUAGAGGUAACUUCAUUCUUUAAAGAGUCUUUAAACCGGCCCUAAAAUCCGAAAACGAUCAAAUAGAUAGUCAUCAUUGAUUUUUCUAGUAGUAAAGAGUAUUACAUUUAAAAAUGAACAGUUAAUCUUUGUUUGCAGAUUCGCCAAGAAGUCGCCUCGUAAAAUAUCCGUUAAUGCUUCGAAGCAUCCAGAAAUACGUGAGUAUAAGAUGAUCAAGAGGCUGAAUUUCCGGUCGCUUUUCUAGAGAAUUCUUCAUCCUCCUACGCCCUUUCGUUUUCCCUAAUAACCAGCCUGUUUACAGACCCUCGUCACCCUCUUCUCCUCCCUAGUCUCCCUUGAAACUGUUUUUGUCUAGUCACGCAACGCUCCUCCUCCUUUCAUUGCGUGACCAGACAAAAACGGCUGCGAGGGAGACCACCCCCUCCCAAAAAAUACCAUCUUGUAGGCAUUUCUUAUAGAGAUCAACUCCUGUAAUAACCUUUUCACGUUAUUAGUGUUUAGGUAAUAAAUGUUUUUUUCGUUCCUUUUUCUCGAGUAAUCAUGUAGCUGUCGCCAGAUAUAUUGUUGUUUCGACUGAGCUGAUAAAGAACGUUUGUUCUUAAAAUGCGUUGCUAGCCUUGAGCUCUCAAAUUGCAAAUUUUGUUAGAAUUUAAUGACGGCUCUAAAGUAAGACACAUUUUAUGAAAGAACCUCACUUAAUUCAACUAAACAUCACGACUUGACGAUAUCUUUACUGUCGGGAAUUUUUAGGGAAGUCAGGUUUAUGAAUGUUGGUUUGUUGAUUGACUUCUUUUAUUUUAUUUUAUUUAGACACCUAAAGAUCACCCAGACUGGAAUAAACUCGAGCAAGCGGUGAGUUAUAUGUGUGGCCAACUUCCAGAACUCUCCUUUUAUUUCAUCCAUCAGUGUAGGAUGUUGUUGCAAGUAUCUUCGAAGUUUUUCAUCUCCAGAAUUUAAAAAAACGUUGCAUUAUCGAAUUUUACAGUCGAUUUCUGAGUUAAGGUUAAAAGGAGGAGUGAUCCUGGAGCAGGCAGCAACAAGCUCUAUUAAGGGCAAAAAUUAUUGAUGGUGCUGACGAUAAUGACCAGAUGUUUCUUUUCUUGUCAUAACUUAAAAGUUUUUUCCUGUCCCAUAAUUCUAUGUAGAUACGUCGCUUACAAGGUAUUAUCGAAGAAGUUGACCGAAAAACAGGAGAAGCAAAGGUAUAUUUGACAUUUUUUUCUGUCUGUCAUUCAUCAAAUUGUUGUUUAGUUUUGCAAGACUUUUUUUCGGCGAACUCCUUUUGAUCCUUUCAAUCUCUUUCUUGUCAGUGCCAAGAUGUUCUCAGUAAAAUAGUAUUCUUGGACGACAGACAGGUAAUUAACAUUGCGUCUUUUUAUCACGAUAACAUGGGCACUUUCCAUUUAUAUGGGAAAUCCGGAAAUUCCGGUUAGAAAAUCAAAUGGUUCGCGCUAUUCCGUAUAGGAAGCUAAGUAAAUUAGUAUGGGCUGUUAUUUGAGGCGAAUCAAUUUUUGUACUUUUUUCAGUCUGUUCAGCUGAUUUGAAUAUACUUUGUAGCGGGUAGUUCUCCCAACACGUAUAAAUUUUUUAGCUUUAUGUUUGUGCAUAAGAUUUCCACCCAGGUGGUAAGCUCCCAUGGCACCAACUGGUAACCAUGUCGGUAUUUUAAACUCACAUUGCAAAUUUUUCUUAAAUUUGUGCUUUGUCUUCUUGAUGAGUAAAUGUUUCCGGUCUUAUUUCACGGCUCCUGCCACGCCUGUGGCUGACUGGUCCAAGUCGCCUUUCUUGUCUAUCAUUAGGGAGCUUCAGCAUCGACGACGGCAACGGCAACGAAAAUGUCAGUUUUGAAAAUGAAUUUCCUUUUUUUCAAUCUUUGUCGCGUAUAUUCCAAUUUGCUGAAAAUGGCAGGUGCAGGCGAAUUUCCCUGGAGUUGAUUUCUUGAGGACCGCACUCAAGUUUAGAUAGAGAAAAAGAGAUUCGUCGUCGCUUGGUUACGUCCUCCAUAAAACAUGCAAUUAGGCAUUUUCACGUCGUAGUCGUCCAAGGACGGUAAAGAAAUGUACAGAGAAGCGUGAUGCAUGUGCAGAGUUGUUGUUUUGCUAAUAUAAGCCUAUUGCUUUUUGACGUCUUCGUUGCCGUUGCCGUCGCCGUCGUCGUUACUAAAGCUCCCUAUUAAUGGUGCGAGGGAUGGAUGGGAAGAGCCACGGUCAAACGAUAGAAAUCUGCAAAAAUUAAAGGUCAGGUUUUCAUAAAUAGCUUCGGCAAAAAAGGAAAAUGAAAAGAUGAAGGGUGAUGCACUUUUAGGCCGCGUUUUGUCGGACAUUUUCUUCAAAUUUGCCCUCUAAGUAUUCGACCAGAAGGUUAAAAAAACUCAAAUAGAUAACACUGGGUGUGUACCCACGGUGUGGGAGAGCUUUGAGUCAACCAAAUUCUUUUUUUAUGUUUGUAUUUGCUGCAGAUGUGUCCCGAAGUGUUCAGAUCUAGGAAACUUAUAUGUAACGGCACACUGAGAAACAAAAAUGGAACGGUAAGAAUUGAUAUGCGUUCCCUGAAUAGUUGAAGUAGACAGUGUAACAAUUAAUUAGCUGUUGUUCCCUUCAGUGGAACCUCAAUAUUGCAAAGGACAAGGACAGUAGUUCGCUAUAGCGAGGUUUCGUUAUGUCGAUGUUCCUUUACACAUGUUUAAUUUUACUGUUAUUGGGGCAAAGAAUAUCGACUUCGCUAUAUGGAUAUUUUACCGUAGUUGAAUUUAAGAAGUCCUUGUAUUUUUAUCUCAUUUUCACUCGAACAGUCAGUCCCCUCUUUCGAAAAAAGUAGCAAAUUAAUAGACCACUUCCGAGUUCCAAAGACCCUCACUUUCAUAAUGAGGCCAAGAGCUCAACCUUUCUUGUGAAAAUGAGUUUUAUUUGCAUGAGAUUGAAAAUCAUUUCCAUAUCAAAGGCUGAGUACUUAACCUCAUUUUGAUGAACAGGUCUGGGGAACUCGGAAAUUGCCUAUUGGCUACUAUUUUGAUGCCACGUUUUAUCUCUUUCCCAUAGAAAUUACAAGUGUUUCUGUCCGAAGCAGUAUUUCUUCUCACCCGACCGGCGACAAGGCAGGGUAGAGCAAGCUAUCAAGUCUUCACACAGGUUUGUUGAAACUUUUUGCUGCUACUUUGGUAUUUUCCCGCUGCAAGGAAAUCUCGCUAUAAAACGAUGCGAUAUACUAACCAUGCUUCUUUCACCAUCAAAAUCAGCCACUAAUAAACAUCUUUCUGUUUCGUUACAGUUCAAUAAUUGUUUUAUCAUUCGAUCACCGAGUUUGUUUUUUAAUUAUUUGCAAAGCGAUCUACAAUUUUCACGCAAGAGUGAUCGCACGAAGGAGAAAAGCGUGGUUUCAUUUACGCAUGAGCAGAAUGUUGUUUGCAGCCAAACACCGUUAGACGACAUUGCGCAUGAGCGCAGUUAGUUGCAGGUCACGUGGCUCUAAUGAUGAUGUGUUUUUCGUGUAGUGCCUUGAAAACAGUUGAAAGUAUUUUAUUCCUUAUUAUCCACUCGUCCUUAUUAUCGGUAGCCAAUCCCCGUCGAGCAUUUAUUGGUUGAAGAUCUCCCGGAUGGUGACGUCAGAAUGGGGGGUUCUUUCAAAACUGCCAUCCCAAGACUUGGUACAGGUAUGUUGUGUAAACACAGUAGUCAAACAGUGGUCGUUACUGCAGUGCGGUUCACCAUGACCACUACACGCACUCAGACGAUCGUAUUUAACUUCCUUAAGUUUUAUUUUUCUCGUAACAUGACGCGAUAGUGAUAGUGAGUCUUGAAUUCUUGAAAAAGUCUUGAAAUUUCCAAACUAAAAUUUCCUGUCCUGGAAAAAAAACUAGAAAAUAGAGAAAACCUCCAGAAAAAAAUGGUAAAAUGGCUGGAGUUUUAUCUAUUUAUUUAUUUUCAAAACUACUACAAUUAAUUAAUUGCUAAAUGAAUUUUUCGUUAUCCGGUGGUCAAAUCUUAUUCAUUUUAGUCUGCAGCCAGACCAUCCAAUAGCAGAAUGAGAAGCUUCAGAACUCUCCGAAUUUCACUGUGGUUACUUAAAGUUUGCACUGCAUCAUAGGAAUUUAGGCUUGGCUUCUGCGUUUGUCGAGGUUUAUAUCAAUCACUUAUUUGAUAACCUUGAGUCUGGUAAAAGAAAUCAAUGUUUUGGAAAAAAAACCUGGAAAAAGUUUUGAAUUUUGCAUUCAAAAAUCUAUGCGAAUACCUGUUAUUUUAUCUUUUUAUUCCAACAGCUAGACACGUAUUUAGAGUAUCAAGUGUUGAUGCUGAAGGAGGUCACUCACAUACACUACAAGCACCGAAUGAAGAGGAGAAAAAACAAUGGCUAAACGCCAUACGUAGCGUUAUACCGUCCCCAGAAAACUACAAAACUUAUCUCUGAUGUCACGCAAUCAUAUCCCAAGUAACGCUGCACCUCGGCAGACCGCCAUGGCAACUGCGUAAGCUCUGCCGAACAGACUAAACCUCGAAAGCGGUUAGGUGUUUGUUUCAAGGAUUGCUUUCUUGUGAAUCUAAGGGGCUUGUAAUCCAUGGCGCGUGGUGUUAGGAGUCUCAAUCUUCCGUCGAAACAAACUGCCUGGUCUGCAAAGCCACGAAUUUGAGCAAAUGAGCGAUUGUUUGGCAAUGUGAGUUGUUUUUAUGGGGUCUUAUGACGUCCCAUUAAACUAGCUCGGACGUGGACGACAGGUCAGAGCUCGAAACUGUUAACGAGAGUCAAAUUUCUAGAACAGACCACUGCAGAAUUCCAUACUAGCCUGUUCACAGACCCUCUAUUUUCCCUUCAAAGUCAGUCGAGCACGGGUGAUAAAAUAUAAACCGCAGGGGAUUUAUUGACCGCCAGCGCAAGGAGGUAGUGGUGGGGGAAGAAGAUAGUUCUUUAUUUUUCUUUCUCGCGCUCCCCGCUCGUUCUCGCGCGCUUGCUUCGCACGCGCGCUCCCCGAUGUUUUCGAAAAAAACGAUAAGAAAAAUAAAACAACGUCUUUGUAAAGGCUAAUUCCAUACUGAUGACGUACACUUCCCAGACUUGGGUAAUGCUUGUGAUUGGUUGAAGCAAAUUUUCCUCGCGACACGACCAAUCAGAAGCCUUACCCAGAUCCUUGUAGUGAUACGUCAUCAGUAUGGAAUUUCUCCGCUCGUUCCUCAGACGUCAUUUCGCGGGGAAACCAGUGAUGGCCUCGCGUAAUGUCGACAGUUUUUCUCAGGCAGUCAAAUAUCAUAAAUGCAGUUUCAAUAACUUUCAUUGUUAACCACAACUGGAAAUUACGUGCUCUGUUCUAUAGAGCUCGCUCUCGUGACCUGAAAAUUAUCAAAUGGCUCCCCGGAGAAUCAAGAAUAAUUAUGAAUGCGCAUUAUUGCAGCGCGAGUUGGGGGUAGUUGAUAAUACCCAAUAUGGGAAUUUGUAUCAAUUUGUAUAGUUAUAAAGUAUCUGUAAAUAUGCUUUAGAAAAGGAAGUCUUUUAUUUACGUGAUAGAAACCAUAUAAUGGUAGAUGUCAUGGAUUCGGUCACAUCAAGUUGCUUCAGUAUUAUUUGUCAGGGCUGACUGGCCUAACCAAUCCGUUUGUAAAUUGAUUGUGCCUCUUUAGACAUCUCUGUAGCCCCACUAUCCACAUACAAAUUCUUCAGACUCAACUCUGUACAUUCCUGGAGAGUUAGUUGAGAGAAUUGGGUUAAGGAUAAGAAUGUUUCCCUGAGGUGAUCCUUUUAUGUAUAUUUAAAAAAACUGAUGUUACGAUCACUCUUGGAACUUAGAGGGUUACGUUUAUCAGAUUGGCGCAUACUACAACGCGAGACGUUACAACUGACUCGGGUCAAUGACAUCAUUCUCGAACACGUGCUAUAGUCGACCUUUUUCCUUCUUUCCUUCCAAUGUUGGCCGCAGAAUUGGAAAAACUGAGCUAAAAAAUCAAUGGUCAACAACAUUGGGAGAGAAGAACCGUUGCAAAGUGGGUUGAAUGUCCAUGAUUGCAGCUACAAUCAAUCAGAGCCUCUACUCACCUCGGACAGAUGGGGAAUGUUUCUUAUGAGCGGACCAGUCUCGCUGCUGUAGUUGACCUGAGUUUUAUGAGACCGAGAUAGGUUAAUAGUUGCGCGUUUUGGCUGCCCGUUUUACCAAAACCUUACUGUAGUUAGGAAAUGUUUGCAAUAAGAACAACAAUAGCUAACCUUGACCGAAGCAAGACUUGAAAUGUAUUUUUUAGUUGGGCAGUCGUAAGACAGAUUCUAGGAUGCCCUUCUCACUUGCUCGUGUAGUAGCCUACAUUAAUUGAUAAACCUUUACAAGUGUGUAGCGGUUACCGUUAAUCGCGUUCGGCAUGUUUUUCAGUUGAUCUCCCGCUGGGAUCGCAUCAAAAUUGGGGCGGAAUAUGGCCUGUGAAAACGGGCCUUCACCUAAAAUCACGGAAGUUGUUUUACAUGACGAGGGACUUCGAAAGGGCUUUAAGUCAGCAAAACGUCUAUGGGCAAUUAUAUUUCUGCAAUCCUGCGCUUAACUAGAGGCGUGACUGAUAAUGAAAAAUUCUUGCGAUGGAAAUAUAUCUCUUAGGUAAUAUAUUUCAUUUAUUGGAGCAAAGAAAUCUAGGAGUAAGCUCCUUAAUGUAAAAUUUAGAUACUGGUUGUAAAAUUAUGUACAAUGUAAAUCAUUUAUCUAUGACCUGGAAAUUUUCUAUGUAGGCUAGUUCAAUGUAAAUAUCUAUAAUUCCUUUAGUUCUCAGAUUGUAUGCGGAUGUUACUAAAACGGGCACAGGGGAACGGGCACGAGGAAGGGGAAAAUGAAAAAUGGGAGCAAAUGAAAACUGGGCAAAAAAGCAGAAUUGCAGAUGAAGUAAUUGAUAGGGCUAGGGUUCAAGUUAGUUUUUUUUACCAUUUUUCUUUUUUCCUUUCCCCGUGUUCGUUAUACCGUUCCCCGUUUCCCUCUUUAAGGUACGUGCAACAGGUUGUGCAAACGAACGCAAAAUGUAACAUCCAGUCAUCCAACAAUGUUGUGUGCGUUUGCACGGGGCUUAAGGGCCUGUUUACAUGGAGUUGGGGGACCCCAGGUAGGUGAGGUAACCCGCUUAGGUGGGGUAACCCGCCUGCCCAUAUGAUCUCUUAUUUUAAUUUGAUCACGUGUACAUGAUAGGUGGGGUGACCCGCCAAGGCGGGUAACUCGGUCUGCCAGACCGGGUAGCCCUUUCAGCCGGGGUCAAAUUUUGCCGUGUAAACGUUGAAGGUGGGGUAACCCGCCUAGGCGGGGUCCGAAUCGUGAUACAUCCUAUUCGUGCAAAAUUCACUUUGGCGGUAGUUUACAUCAUUAUUGAAGGAAAAAAUAGAAAGCCAAAGCACUGAAGGUUGCAGCAAGAGCAAGAAGUGAGUUUAGAAGAGCAUUAAUCGCCAAAAUGCGUGGUUUGCCAGGAUUUUUCUUGUUUACGUGCAGUUAGCGACCAUUCAAUAAUCUUGAGAAAGUGCACCCCGGGAUGGCGGGGUUGUAAGAUUGCAUGUAAAGGAGGGUUAUUUUUUACCCCACAUAAGCAGGUUACCUCACCUACCUGGGGUCCCCCACCUCCAGGUAAACAGGCC